Astyanax mexicanus (Mexican tetra) is the source of this 4457-nucleotide messenger RNA. It is a transcript of the gene dpysl2a, whose product is annotated as dihydropyrimidinase like 2a. The transcript is spliced from 14 exons. Gene Ontology annotation, cellular component: cytoplasm; cytosol. The record is from RefSeq and is a predicted model, not a curated record. Lineage: Eukaryota; Metazoa; Chordata; Actinopteri; Characiformes; Acestrorhamphidae. Gene Ontology annotation, molecular function: hydrolase activity, acting on carbon-nitrogen (but not peptide) bonds, in cyclic amides. Bases 351 to 2072 code for a protein of 573 amino acids.
CAACUAAUGUAAGCGGCGGAGCAGGGCGGGGCGCUGCGCAUGCGCGCUGGAAAAUCUCCGCCGUGCAAAUCUCUGCUCGUCGGCGAAGCGUUCGGUUGGAGUCGGAGUCGCGUUGUCGCAGAGCUGGUCGGAGGGAGAAAGGGGGAAUAAGGGCUGGCAGCGGAACUGAAGGGGCUCGUUUCUAUCCUUUCACCUGUUUAUUAACCGCGAGCGCGUCUGUGAGAGACCCCGCGUUUGGGCUCGUCCGUUAUUAUUCCUGCGUGUUUCCAGAGAAGCGGCGACGCUGAGCAUCAGCUCCUGCACGGCUAGCGGCGAACAAUACACCCGGAGCGACCGCCACCACCGCCGACAUGUCCGGAUACCAGGGCAAGAAGAACAUCCCCCGCAUCACCAGUGACCGUCUCCUCAUUAAGGGAGGGAAGAUUGUGAACGAUGACCAGUCCUUCCAUGCUGACAUCUAUAUGGAAGAUGGAGUCAUUAAGCAAAUCGGGGAGAACCUCAUCGUUCCUGGUGGGGUGAAAACCAUCGAUGCUCAUGGCAGGAUGCUGAUUCCUGGUGGCAUCGACGUUCACACCCGCUUCCAAAUGCCUGAUCGGGGCAUGACGGCCGCUGAUGACUUUUACCAGGGCACUCGCGCCGCUCUAGCUGGAGGCACCACUAUGAUCAUUGACCAUGUGGUGCCAGAGCCUGGAGUUAGCCUCAUAUCAGCCUUUAACCAGUGGAGGGAGUGGGCUGACAGCAAGUCGUGCUGUGAUUACUCUCUCCAUGUUGACCUCACCGAGUGGCAUGGGGGCAUACAGGAGGAGAUGGAGACCCUGGUGAAAGAUCAUGGUGUAAACUCUUUCCUGGUCUAUUUGGCUUAUAAGGAUGUUUUCCAGCUUAAUGAUUCCCAGAUGUACGAGGUGUUCAGCGUGAUCCGUGACCUGGGUGCCAUCGCACAAGUUCAUGCUGAGAAUGGUGACAUCAUUGCUGAGGAGCAGAAAAGGAUCCUAGAUCUUGGCAUCACUGGGCCAGAGGGACACGUCCUCAGUCGCCCAGAAGAGGUGGAGGCCGAGGCAGUCAAUCGCGCAGUAACGGUGGCCAAUCAAACCAACUGCCCCCUGUACGUCACCAAGGUGAUGAGCAAGAGUGCUGCUGAUGUCAUCGCUCAGGCCAGGAAAAAAGGCACCGUAGUGUACGGGGAGCCCAUCACUGCCAGCCUGGGCACGGACGGCACUCACUACUGGAGCAAAAACUGGGCCAAGGCUGCUGCUUAUGUCACAUCUCCACCUCUCAGCCCAGACCCCACCACCCCAGACUAUCUCAACUCCCUGCUCUCCUGUGGGGAUCUGCAGAUAACUGGCAGCUCUCACUGCACUUUCAACACCUCUCAGCGUGCCGUGGGCAAAGACAACUUCACCCUCAUUCCAGAGGGCACUAACGGCACUGAGGAGAGGAUGUCCAUCGUCUGGGACAAGUGUGUGGUGUCAGGUAAGAUGGAUGAGAAUCAGUUUGUGGCUGUGACCAGCACCAACGCAGCCAAGGUCUUCAACCUUUACCCUCGCAAGGGCCGCAUCGCUGUGGGCUCUGAUGCCGACCUGGUGCUGUGGGACCCUGAUGUGACCAAGAUUAUCUCUGCCAAGAGUCACAACCUGGCAGUGGAGUAUAAUAUCUUCGAGGGUGUGGAGGUGCGCGGGUCUCCCUUGGUGGUGAUCAGUCAGGGGAAGAUUGUACUGGAGGAUGGAAACCUCCACACCACUGAAGGCUCGGGCCGUUACAUCACCCGUAAGCCCUUCCCCGACUACGUCUACAAGAGGAUAAAGGCUCGCAGCAGGCUUGCUGAGCUCCGAGGGGUCCCGCGUGGUCUGUACGAUGGCCCAGUGUGUGAAGUCACUGUUACCCCUAAAGUAAUGACCCCUGUCACCUCCAACAAGGCCUCUCCAGCCAAACCCACUCCUCAGCCCGUCCGCAACCUGCACCAGUCUGGAUUCAGCCUGUCUGGAGCUCAAGUUGACGACAACAUUCCUCGCCGCACCACCCAGCGCAUCGUGGCGCCCCCGGGUGGCAGGGCCAACAUCACGAGCCUGGGUUAGAUUCUCAGCUCACCCAAACCUUACAGAUGGGGUGUCAGGGGGGUCAGGCAAACCAUGGGCAACAGCUCUGGUACCACUUUUACCAACCAGAACCCCACCAGGUCCCUGCAAGCACACCCAUCCGCUGCCCCAUAUUAUGCAUCGUCCAGCUCCCCCAUGCCACUCCUCACUCCUCACCCUCUUCAUCACUCCACUGUUCUCCUCCCAUUCAGGCUCGAUUCUGAAAAUUAUUAUUAAUAUUAAUGUUUCAUUUUCAGUUCAGUUCAGUUGAAAAGAAACACAGUCAUGGCAUUAAGUCUUUCAAGUAUUUCUCAGCACUCCUCCUCAAACAUGCAUAUUUUCAAUAUUUUUUGUAGGAAGAUUCAAGUGAAUCAAAAUGGAAUUUCUUCUUAUUUUCUUUCCUUAUUUAUUGUCAGAACAAGGGACACAAAUAAUGCAGGAAAAGAUUUGGAUCCUUUUGCUGAUUAUUAUACACAUGCAUUAUGCAUUUACAGUCAGUUUUUUCCGUCCAACACAUCAAAGCAUCAAUCAGCACAUCCUGUCCUGGUCUUUGGGAUUUUUUUUACUUUAGUUAGUUACUACAGUUAGCACUUCAGUUAGUUAGAUAUUAAUAUUUUACAGUCUUUUGUGUUUUUUUUACUGUGCUGCCAGAGCUCUUGCGAAACAUUCACUUCAGUCUUCCUCUUGCCUCACAUUUUUUGCACUUCUUUACCUGUGUUUCUUAAACCUUUUUUAAAGCAUCACUUAGUUUUAUUAUCUGAUAUAAAAUAAAAAAAAACAGUAAUGUAAUUUUACAUGGGAAAUAAGGUUCCUUCGCUGUGAAAGUCCUAAUUGCUAUUUUUUUGUGCAGUUUUAGGGUUAAACCAUUCACCACUGUUCUCACUGUUUUGUCACUGUGUGGGGUGUUGGGGGCUGAAGGGAGGGGGUCACCAUAGACACAGUUCAGUUCAUUGGGGACAAAUCUUGGCUGAAUGAAACGAGAAAACACGAAAAAAAGACAGAAUCCCUUUUUAGUGCUUUUGCCCCCUUUUACAGAUCCUCUCCUCUCCUCUACUCCCAACCCCCCCACUGCCCAUCAACACUUGGCACGGCUGAUUAUUGGACAUGACAGCCAUGCUGUGGGUGAGCAGUGCCCCCCCCUUGUCUACACCAGGUGCUAUUUGAUCAGCACUGCUGAUGUGGGAAUAGCUAAAGCCCGUCUGUCCCACAGUAUUAGAGCUUAUAUUGCUUUGACCACAACUGCUGUACCACUUUGUCGUCAACAGCCCCCCUCUACCCACAGGGGUGCGCUUGCUUAGUCAUCGCCAAACCCUGACCCCUCCUUUAACCAUCGCUAACAGGAUAAAUCCCCUCCACCCUGUCGUUAAUGUAGGGAUAUUUUUCACGUGGCUUCUGCAUCAAACAUAGUGAUCUCAGAAAAAUGAUUUUCGUCUGGCAUGUGUAGAAUUGAUCCUGUGGAGAUAAGGUGUUGAUUGAUUUGAGUUAUCUGUUUAAAAAAAAAAAAGAACUAAGAAUGUUUUUUUAUUAUUUUUAUUUUAUCUCUCAAACGCUGUUCGUUUUUAUUUAAUGUCACACUUGCCUGCCUGUUCGCUAGAUGAUACAGUUCUUGAUGAUGACUGUCUGUGAGUAUUGUUAUAAUGAGCUAAGCAUUUCUCAUGCAAAAAAAAGAAGAAGAAAAAAACAUGUACAGAACCCGUCCUCCCUCUGCCUCGUUUCGUCCAUUCUAAUGUUAUAAUGAAGAAGCAUUAGUGGUUGAAGGCACUGACUUCAGAUGUCAACGUUUCCAUGAUACCAGAGAUUCUAAUUAGUCUGAGCUAGCUGGAGUAUGUUCAAAAAAAGACUUAACACACCCAUGUCGACACUAGAUAUCCCUCACACACUCAGUGUUACGCAGUAUUGCCCCUUAUCUUUUUACACAGACGACCCUUUUACACACAUGGAUGGGGGAACAUGGGAAGUGUCACCCUAAGCAGUAACUCCGUCCCAUCUCUCCGGUUAACUACUCACACACACCUGUUUGUAUAUCAGUGCUAUAUGCUAAUAGUUGGGUGGAGCUGGGAUAAUUGGGUGCCAGUUCCACACAGCAAAACACUACACUCCUCCAACUUCCAUGCCUUGUCAUCUAAGGAUAUGAAUUUCUGCUAGUUGUAAUGUCUGUGGAUUUCAGAGGGGGAUGUAUUUUUUAGUGUCUUUUUUAUUUUAUUUUCAUUUUUAUGACUUGUCGUUGCCCUUUGCCAUCUAUUGUUGAAGGUAAAAAAUGUUGACGGUGUAUGUUUUGUAGGCUACUGGGAUCUGCAACUGGUUUCUCUCUUGGAAAGCGUUGCAUCUCAUAGGUGUUCAAUGAAAUGAUUUUAAGUAUUAAAAAAAUGGAACAAAUGAAACAAA